CAUGAAAUAAUUUCCAUAAAGCAGUCAUGAUACGCCUACUUGCAUCACUUAGUUCAAAUCUUUUCGAGAAACCAGACACCACAGUAGGACAUCCACAAUAGAUUUGAUCCUGAGACUGCGACCACGGAAUAAAAACCCCCCCCGAGCAUUACGAUGUCUCUCACCAAAAUCACUAUUGCGACCAUCUCGCAAAACGUAAUGCAGAUACGACAAAACUGUGAGAAGAUUCUCGCAUCCUCAACCAAGAACGACGAACAAACACAAUUUGAACAUUAUCGCCAUCGUAUCCUCGCCAACGCCCGCGCCCUCCUCGGUUCCCAAAAGAGUCUCGAAGUCGUCACCAUCGGGGCUGAACGCGCCGGCAAAAUCGGCGUUGCGCUGGUCGAGUACACACCCGAUGGACGGUCUUUUGUUCAUUUUUACUUUCCUGGGCAAGUGUCGAGGUUGGAUUCUUUGAAUCAGUUGUUGGUGAUGACGGAGGAGAAGUUGACGCCGUGUUUUGAGAACCUGGCGGUUACGCAGGGUUGGAUUGAGCCCGGGGUAGGGACUGUUCAGAGGGCGUAGGACAGAAGGUGCAGAGUAUCAAUACUGCAUCUUCCCAUCUAACGUGCAAUA
Lindgomyces ingoldianus is the source of this 615-nucleotide messenger RNA. RefSeq lists its product as uncharacterized. The record is from RefSeq and is a predicted model, not a curated record. Bases 154 to 564 code for a protein of 136 amino acids. Lineage: Eukaryota; Fungi; Ascomycota; Dothideomycetes; Pleosporales; Lindgomycetaceae. The transcript is spliced from 2 exons.